Triticum aestivum (bread wheat) is the source of this 795-nucleotide messenger RNA. RefSeq names its product bidirectional sugar transporter SWEET6b-like. Bases 97 to 795 code for a protein of 232 amino acids. Gene Ontology annotation, molecular function: sugar transmembrane transporter activity. Lineage: Eukaryota; Viridiplantae; Streptophyta; Magnoliopsida; Poales; Poaceae. The record is from RefSeq and is a predicted model, not a curated record. Gene Ontology annotation, cellular component: membrane. The transcript is spliced from 5 exons. Gene Ontology annotation, biological process: carbohydrate transport.
CCAAACAAAUCACAACCAACCUUCCUCAAGUCGUUUGUUCCCCCGAGCAAUCGAGUUGUGUUCCCGGCGAUCGAUCGAUCCAUCUUGCUGAGAAUCAUGGUUUCCGCCGAUGUGGCCCGCAACAUCGUCGGCAUCAUUGGCAAUCUCAUCUCCUUUGGACUCUUCCUCUCCCCUGUGCCGACGUUCUGGCGUAUCUGCAAGGCCAAGAACGUGGAGGAGUUCAAGCCGGACCCCUACCUGGCGACGCUCAUGAACUGCCUGCUCUGGUUCUUCUACGGGCUCCCUAUCGUCCACCCCAACAGCACCCUCGUCCUCACCAUCAACGGCAUCGGCCUCGUCAUCAAGGGCACCUACAUCAUCAUCUUCAUCAUCUACGCGGCCAAGAACACAAGGGUACUUUCUAUACAUAAGAUCCUCCUGCAUGCCCCUAACCCAUGCCAUGCGCCUGUGCUUUGCAUGCAGUGGAAGAUGCUCGGCGUGCUCGCCAUCCAGGCGGUGUUCAUGGCUGCCGUGGUGGCCGGUGUGCUCGUCGGUGCCCACACCCAUGAGAAGCGCUCCAUGAUCGUAGGCAUCCUUUGCAUCAUCUUUGGCUCCAUCAUGUACGCCUCCCUGCUCACCAUCAUGGGUAGAGUGAUCAGGACCAAGAGUGUGGAGUACAUGCCAUUCUUCCUGUCGCUGGUAAACUUCCUCAACGGUCUCUGCUGGACGGGCUAUGCGUUAAUCAAAUUUGACAUCUACAUCACGAUCCCCAAUGCGCUCGGUACAAUCUUCGGCCUCAUUCAGUUGAUCCUCUAA